Molecule: messenger RNA, 1521 nt
Organism: Plenodomus lingam JN3
Lineage: Eukaryota; Fungi; Ascomycota; Dothideomycetes; Pleosporales; Leptosphaeriaceae
Molecular function (GO): acyltransferase activity, transferring groups other than amino-acyl groups
Source: RefSeq, a predicted model, not a curated record
AUGAUCGUCAAAUCAGUGUCUCCGCCGCCCAAGCGGACGAAAAUAUUUCAUCUAUCCCAUCUGGACCAGAACGUGGUUCGAGUGUAUACGCAGACAUUAUCUAUAUUUCCAUUCCCCGAUCAAAAUGAAGCAGAGGCAGCUAUCCACGCUCUGACCGCGGGGCUUCGCCUCUCUCUGAAGAGGUUUCCAUUUCUCGCUGGUACACUCACAUUGGCCAAUCGAGAAACAGGAAGACUGGCCUUGGAGUAUCCAGUCGAAAUUUCAGACGAAGAGAUGGCUUGCAUGUUCCGGUCGAGGCAAAUUCCGUUACAUCCUGAGACCUUUCCGCACACUUACGAGCAACUUAAACGACGAGGAAUGCCGCCAAGUGCUUUCAAGAGCGCCACGUUUGUGCCAGAAGAUUUUGCCAACUACCCAGGCAUUCCAGCCAAUGGAGAAGGCAAAGUCGACUUCGAGAAAAGCGACGCACCAGCUAUGAGAGUUCAGGCCUAUUUCAUCCCUGGUGGCCUUGUUCUGUCUAUGUAUAUGCAUCACAGCGUCUUGGACUUCUCUGGCGUCACCACCUUUUGGCAAACCUACUGCGCAAAUGUCUCCCGGGUCUCUGGACUACGAACGCUCGAAGAACAUGAGCGUUUUGAAUCUUCGAGCGUAGCCGAUGCUCAGUCAAAGAUGCGGGUCGCGAUCGACAAUGUCCCAUCAAGACCAGGUGAUGUUCAGGUUGCAGAUUGCUACUGCGAUGGGACGUACGAAUAUCGCAAGACUUUACCCAGGGACACCAAGUGUACUCAACGACUUCUGGUCAUUCCGGCGGCGCGUGUUCGGGCUUACCGAGAACGGCUCCGACCGCAUUUCCCCAAGGAUACCCCUCCAACUAUGUGCAACGUCCUGGCUGCUCUAGUAUGGACUCACGUCACUCGAGCAAGAGCAGAUCGCUUGAUCAAGAGUAAGUAUACGACAACAAACAUCGGCAUUGCAACAGAUCUGCGAAGGCGGCAACAACCCCCGGUACCAGCAGAUUACAUGGGCAACAUGGCGCUCUUCUCUCGAGGUACGCUCAACGUCGCUGACCUGACAGCGGAGAACCAUGUCACACAACGCACCAUCAUCGAUGUCAUACGGAAGAUUAAGAGCACGAUACUCGGGGUCGACAAUGACUGGAUAUCACGCCACCUGGCCUUCUUCAAAUCCAUUGAGCGCAUCACCGACACAGAAUGCGCAUUGGCCUUGAGUUUUGGAGCCGACAUCUACAUCACCUCGUGGCUGAACUUCGGAGCAGAUUUGCGCUGGGGUAUACCUGGUACCGAUCUUGCUGAAAAGUCACUCAAUGGCCGGCCUGAAUUCAUCCGACGAUCGUAUGGUCCAGGAGACGGCGGUAUUAUAUUCCUCCCACGUAGGAGACAGCCUAUGAAUGGCACAGAAGCACCCUUCGAAAUCCUGGUUCGACUUGCAGAAGAGGAUAUGGACCGCGUGUUAAAGGAAGAAGGCGGUCUGAGUAGUUGGGCGGAUGCUGCGAUUGAGUGA